Messenger RNA from Durusdinium trenchii, 795 nucleotides. The record is from the annotation of a GenBank genome assembly. Lineage: Eukaryota; Dinophyceae; Suessiales; Symbiodiniaceae.
AGUUGGCUCAAUCCCUGGGGGUGGCCCCUCUGCGCCCUUCGUCCGCCUUAGAACAGUUAGGCGGAGACUUCGGCGUGGGACCCAUGUCGAAGAGCGGCACCGUCAAGACCUGGAACGACGACAAGGGCUUCGGCUUCAUCGGUCCUGAGGAUGGUGGAGAGGACCUAUUUUGCCACACCUCAUCCUUGCGGGGAUGCAAAGGCCUUGGAAAGGGAGACAAGGUGCGUUUUGAUUCCGAAUAUGAUGACCGCAAGGGCAAGAUGCGGGCGGUGAACGUGUCCCUGGAAGGAGGCGGCGGCGGUGGCGGCGGUGGGGGCUACGACGACCGCCGCGACGACCGUCGCCGGGAUGACCGUCGCGACUACGACCGGCGCGAUGACCGCCGGGAUGACCGCUAUGGGCGGGAUGACCGUGGCGGAGGCGGAAAGGGCAAAGGCGGCAAGGGUGGUGGGGAUCGCUUCGGAGGUGACAACCGCGGGGACGACAUUAGCAACGGGGGCAACCGACACUUGACGGCCCGCGAGCUCUUCAUGAGGCAUGAGCGCGAGAAGCGCAGCAGCCGUCGCUCCCCGAGCUCCUCGCGUUCGCGCUCACCACCGCCGAGGGAACGCGGCAGCCGCGCCAACUUCAACUGACAGAAAGAAAGAUCAAUGGAUGGAACAAUAGCCGAUGUCGCAGCUCGCCGGCGCAGCUGCUGUCCGCUGUCCAGGGCCGUAAAUGACCGGUGAUAGGCAGAGAUGUGAGGGUCCACCCGAGCAAACAACUCUCCACUGCGCCAGCCAACACCAUUGGGAA